Molecule: messenger RNA, 858 nt
Organism: Ustilaginoidea virens
Lineage: Eukaryota; Fungi; Ascomycota; Sordariomycetes; Hypocreales; Clavicipitaceae
Exons: 2
Coding region: 1-858 (285 amino acids)
Biological process (GO): ubiquinone biosynthetic process
Cellular component (GO): mitochondrial inner membrane; mitochondrion
Source: RefSeq, a predicted model, not a curated record
AUGGACGUCGUGCGCAAAAGAUGGCCCUCCACUCUCCACGCCGUCCGCAUCCUCGCCUGCCCAAGCUGCGCAUCCCGCCCGUCCUCCUCGCAACCAAAGCACUUCUCCGUCCUCAACCGACCGCCGCCCAGCUAUCCCGGUCAUGUGCCUCUCACCAGAGUCGAGCGCCUCAGCAUGGCCAUCGGGUCGAGCGUCAUGGCGCUGCUAAACCCCUACCGAGCCGACCUCGUCGCCGCCGUCGGCGAAUCCACCGCAACGCCGUACUUCAUCUACCGCCUCCGUGACGCCAUGCUAGCAGACCCGACCGGCCGCCGCAUCCUCCGCGCCCGGCCCAGAGUCACCUCGGAGACCUUGUCCCUGCCGUACCUGCGGUCCCUCCCGCCGGGCACAGUCGGCCGCGCCUACGUGUCCUGGCUCGACCGCGAAGGCGUCUCGCCCGACACGCGCUCCGGCACGCGCUACAUCGACGACGAGGAAUGCGCCUACGUCAUGCAGCGGUACCGCGAGUGCCACGACUUCUACCACGCAAUCACCGGCCUGCCCGUCGUUCGCGAGGGUGAAAUCGCCCUCAAGGCCUUUGAGUGGGCCAACACGGGGCUGCCCAUGCCUGGGCUGAGCAUGUUUGCCGCGGCGACGAUGAAGUCGCGGGAACGGAAGAGGUUCUGGGAUAUCUAUCUGCCGUGGGCGCUGCGCAACGGCUCCAGGAGCAAGGAAAUCAUCAAUGUGUUUUGGGAAGAGCAGCUGGAGCGCCCCGUCGAGGAUUUGCGGCGGGAGCUGCGGAUCGAGCAGCCGCCAGAUCUGAGGGCGAUACGGAGGAGGGAAAGGGAGGAGAGGAAGAGGCUUCGAGAACAGGGCUGA